Molecule: messenger RNA, 1846 nt
Organism: Racocetra persica
Lineage: Eukaryota; Fungi; Glomeromycota; Glomeromycetes; Diversisporales; Gigasporaceae
Source: the annotation of a GenBank genome assembly
AUGGAUCUGGAUCAUAGCGAAGACGACCUUGAUAUAACAGAGUAUUUUGAUGAAUCUUUCCACUGUAAUGAGGACAUUAGUAAUAUAACUAACAAUAUAGAGUCAGUAUCUUUGAAAGAAGGUGACUCAUUUGACGAUUUUGAUGAAGCUGAAUUUUAUGUACAUCGAUUUUCUGAAUCUAAAGGGUUCAAAAUACGACUUGGACGUGUAAAAAUGAUAGAUACGGCAGAAAAUAGCAAGGAAGUUCAUAAACGAACAAUUCUCUGUAAACACUCAGGUCUAUUUAGACCAAAAAAUGCUGAGAAUUUCUGCGUAUUUGUCACCACUCUAAACGAUAAUCAUAACUAUGAUUUAUCAUCUAAAGCAAUUCAGUUUGAAAAAGAUAAACAGUUCACAGAAGAAAUGUGGGAAGAAAUUAACUUUCUUGUCACUAAAUGUCAUCUUAGUGCAACUAUGAUACGUCGUAUCUUAAAAGAGAAGUUUUCUUCUCAUCCUAUAUUUGCUAGAGAUUUUUAUGUUGAGAUACAGCGGUGUCGACCAUCAUAUAGUACAAUUAAAUGUGACGCAUCACAGUUUUAUGAGCAACUAUUAUCCAAACAAUGGGAAGAUUCUCGUUGUCCUGAGCAAAUUAUGUUAUGGUGUGAAUUUAAUGAGGCAGUUGGGCACGAUAAUACUGUAGGCUUUUUUGCUGCAAAAUUAUUCCUUGAGUGCCAUCUCUAUAAUAGACGCUUUUCGUGGGCAUGUGCCUUUACUACCAUGAUAUUCACACUCAGUAUUCAAAUUACAUCAUUUGUCGAAAGUCAGAAUGCAUGCAUCAAGCGGGUGUUAGAGAAUAGCAACACAUCACUAUAUGAUUUAAAUAAAGUAUUAAUAGAAUGUAGCAAAGAGGAACAAAAAAGAAAGCAAUUUGAGGAAUGGAAAAGAGGUGUUUCUUCUAUGACAAAUGCAACUACUAUUUUUCCUUCUAUUAAAUCUUUAGUUAAAUAUUACCUAAGACCAAAUAUUGCACACUUUUUGGUUGAACAAAUGAAGGAAAGUUUAUAUUACACUGCUAGCCAUGCUAUAGUUGAAGAAAUUGAAUCACUUACUUCUUACGAAUCUUCACAAAGUGAAGAUAUAGAUGAUAAGCCUGAUGCUAUUGUUUUGUGUGCUAUGUAUCUUUUAAAAUGUUUAGAACGUACCUCAAUUGUGGAGAUUUGGAAAAUAUCAAGGGUUACAAGUCAAGGGGUUAACCAUUUUAUAUUUCUUCUUUCAGAUGGCUCAUAUAGCUGCACUUGUCUUUUGCAACAAAGUAAAGGGCUUGUUUGUCAUCAUUUUUACCAUCUCCUAAAUAUUACCAUUAAGGCACAAUUUAGUUUGCAAUUAAUUGCACCACGUUGGAUUCCUAAAUCCCAACGAUUAGAUGCAGUGAAGAAAUGUGUGUACUUUGGUCAGCGUUUCAGUAAUAUUAAAGAUAAAACUACUGAUAUGGAUAUAACUAUGAGCAAUAAGAAUCAUGAAACAGAAGAGAUUACCGAUGAUGAUUUUAUUGAUGAAAUGCUUUUUUAUAGAAAAGUUUGGGGUCUUGCACGUACUGCUAUAAACAAAUGCAUGUUACAUCGUGAUAAUGAGUUUAUUCUGUUAAUUAAAAAUUAUUUGAAUAGGGUUCGCACUAGAGAGGAAGAAUUAGUUAGAUCACAAGAAGUAGUGGUCUUAACUAGUCAAAAUGUUGUUGAAAAUACAGAGGUUAGUAUGAUCCAGCUUGAGAAUCCUCAGAAAGUAGUUGGUAGAGGAAGACCAAAAGCAGAAAGUCAUCAUAAUAAGGAUAUCACGAAUAUUACAACACAAGAAGCAAAUAAAAAAAAAU